Lates calcarifer (barramundi perch) is the source of this 2678-nucleotide messenger RNA. RefSeq names its product RUN domain containing 3Aa (gene rundc3aa). The record is from RefSeq and is a predicted model, not a curated record. Lineage: Eukaryota; Metazoa; Chordata; Actinopteri; Centropomidae. Gene Ontology annotation, cellular component: cytosol. The coding region runs from base 550 to 1863 and encodes 437 amino acids. The transcript is spliced from 12 exons.
UAUGACAGAUAGAUACAUACAUAAAUUCAUGCCACACAUGUGCGUGAUGCUCCAGCAUGAUAAUUCACCAUGUCACAAAGUCGUCUUAAACUGGUCUCAUGAAAAUUAUAUUAAGUUCGAUGUACCGUACAAUCAGUAUGGUGUAUCUAAUUAAAUGGUCAGUGAGUGUAUACUAGUGUAUACUGUACUGGAAUGUUACACGACAUCUGAAUAAACUGGAAAGGGAGAAAAUGCGGGCUGCCCAAACAUAUCACAUCCCUCCAAAUUCCGAGGGAACUGAAACACAGCAAAAAUUGGGGAACUGUUUUUUUGUCAAAAUUUCGCAACCUCACCACAAAGUGCAGAGCUGGCCCUCAUCUUUCUGUCGUUAGCAACACGUUUGGCUCUUCGUCAGGUCGUUUCUGUCCUGUCCUUCUCCAGCAGCAGCAGCAGCAUCGUCCGUGGCUCUCCUGCAGAGGACAGCGGGUGUUUGUAGGACACAGGGCCCGCACGGAGGGAGGGGUCCUGGCCUGGGCACGGAUCCCGAAGAGGCCCCGGGGCCGCCGCUGGAUGGAGUCGGGUUGCAUUCAGACAGCAAUGGCUAUGGGUCUGACAUCGAAAAAGGCGUCUGCUCGGAGCGUCGGCGUGGAGCGAAAAAACCUCAUCACGGUUUGCAGGUUCUCUGUAAAGACUCUCCUAGAAAAGUACACAGCAGAGCCCAUAGAUGACUCAUCCGAGGAGUUUAUUAACUUUGCUGCCAUUUUAGAGCACAUCCUCAGCCACCGCUUCAAAGGUAACACUGCAGGUUCAGGAAGCUGGUUCAGCUCAGAUGGACAGCGCAGUUUCUGGGAAUAUAUCCGGCUGGCAUGCAGCAAGGUGCAGAACAACUGCAUUGCCAGCAUUGAAAACAUAGAGAACAUCAGCACAUCGCGAGCCAAGGGCCGGGCGUGGAUUCGAGUGGCACUGAUGGAGAAACGUCUGUCUGAAUAUGUGUCCACUGCUCUGAGGGACACAAGAACAACCAGGAGGUUCUAUGAUGAUGGAGCCAUUAUGCUGAGAGAAGAGGCUACGGUUCUGACUGGCAUGCUGAUUGGACUGAGUGCCAUUGAUUUCAGUUUUUGCUUGAAGGGGGAAACUCUGGAUGGGAAAUCUCCAGCUGUGAUUGACUACACACCGUACCUGAAGUUCACUCAGAGUUACGACUACCUGAGUGAUGAGGAGGACCGCCGCAGUGUGGACAGCAGUAACAGUGAGGAGAGCGUCCCGGAGCAUCCAUACAUCCCUCUGGUGACUGACGAGGAGAGCUGGAGCAACAAGUGUCGCAAGAUGGAGCAGAGGUUUAAGAUCGUCUACGCCCAGAAGGGUUACCUGGAGGAGCUGGUGCGUCUGCGGGAGUCACAGCUGAAGAAUGUGGAGACGGAGAACAAGCGUCUGAGAGCCAAGGUGGACGAGCUGACAGUCCAGAGCCAACAGGAGAAGAAGGAGCUGGAGGCCAUCGUGCUGGAGCUGCAAGCACAACUCUCUGCCCUCAUGCCCUGUGAUUCCUCCCAUCUGGCUAAAGACCUCUCCAUCCCACUGGUCAACCAGUGGUCCACUAUCACAGACAACCAAGGCGAUGUCAAACUGUUCCGCAGGAGGAGUUUCCACAGUUUGGAGCAACUAUCUGCUGAAGUCAGUCUGAACUCUGACUCCCAGAAGACUGAUGGGAGACAGAAUGGAGAUGCUGCCUGGACUUCAGCAGGAAAAGACAACACUCCCUCCAUGCUGGGUCUGUGUGGCUCUCUGGCUUCUUUGCCGAGCUCCAAGUCCCUGGCCAGCCUCAAGUCCAGCGAGUGUUUGGUCAACAUCAGCACUGAACCCAGCCCCGCGCUCUCUCCCAGCUAGGAGCUCCAAACCAACCACAACUGAGAUUUAACCCCCAGCCUGUCUGCCUGGUGAUGCUGCGUUGACCAUGCCCAAACACCCGACCAAAACCCCGCUCCCACCGUCCAUCCGAGCUCCAUGAAAUACAACAGGAAAGUCAUGACACCAUCUCUGGAUUUUUGUACACAUGAGAGUGAUGUCAUCAUUAACCAGAAAGGAUCCAUCCAUUUUGGUUCUUUUCCUUCUCCUCGCCUUAUCUGACUUCUCUCACACUUUCCCACCACCACUUUGUACUAUCUGUGAAUCUCCUCAUGCAAUUCCUCUGUCAUACUUUCUCCAAAGCAUCGAUUUAUUUCCUUAAAUUGUUUUUCAAUCUUGCUCUUUAUUUGGGUAUCAGUGUUCUUCCCAUGGCGUUGUGUGUGUGUUUGUGCGCUUUUGGCCUUUUUUCCUAUUUUCUUGUCAAAAUGUAACCAAAACAGCACUUGCAGCUCUUUGGAUGCAGCCACUAACAAAGAGAGAUGUGAUGUGAUUAUCCAUAUGAAGUAGAGGAUGGGUUUUACAGACUGUCCUAACAGUGACAUCGCAGUGUGUUUUCGUGAGUUUGACUGAAUGGUAUCUGGGGUCUGCCACCCCUGAAAGUGCAUAUCAUUUCUGCUUGAGUAACAUCACACUCUGUUACAGUGCAGCUAUUUAUUUACUCUGUCAAAUCUUAAGCUACUGCAUAUGUUCAUUUCUCUGAGUUUAGCCAGUACAGCAGUAUGUUCUUUUUACACAUAUGCAGUUCAUUGGGUUAUUUUAUUCGUUUUGUGUUGCAAUAAACUGCCUUUUUCCAUUAA